AUGGAACCAAAUGAAAAUAAAUCUCUAAUAAAAGAACAAUUUACCAAUAGAGAUAAAAGUGAAUAUGUUAAACUUAAUGUUGGUGGAAGUUUAUUCCAAACUACAAUUUCUACACUAACGCGAGUCGAUUGUAUGUUGAAAUCCAUGUUUUCGGGACAACUACCUGUUCAGAAGGAUCAAGAAGGUUGGGUUAUGAUCGAUAGAAACGGAAAACACUUCGCUACAAUAUUGGAUUUUCUUAGAAAUAAUUCAGUUAGAUUACUGGAUAAUGCUGAUGAAGUUGAAGAGUUAUUGACUGAAUCGAUGUACUAUUCAAUUCAAGAACUUGUUGGUUUAUGCGAAUCGAAGUUAAAACUUCAUCAAACUUUAUCAAAAGCCCGACUUUUCAAGUGA
Messenger RNA from Panonychus citri (citrus red mite), 393 nucleotides. RefSeq names its product BTB/POZ domain-containing adapter for CUL3-mediated RhoA degradation protein 2-like. Gene Ontology annotation, molecular function: protein binding. The record is from RefSeq and is a predicted model, not a curated record. Gene Ontology annotation, biological process: protein homooligomerization. The transcript is spliced from 2 exons. Lineage: Eukaryota; Metazoa; Arthropoda; Arachnida; Trombidiformes; Tetranychidae. Bases 1 to 393 code for a protein of 130 amino acids.